AUGGCUGCGACCAAGAUCGCCUCGCUCGUCAUUAAGACGCUCAGCAAGCCGAUCGCGGCGAGCAUCAAGCAACAGGCGCACCAGCAUGAGCGAUUCCGGCAGGUGUGCAUCGCGCUAGCGCAGUAUAUACAUCGCACAGAGAUGACGAUGCGCCUCAAUUUUGCGCCGCGCUGGCGCAUUUUCUCGUCAUCCGCAUUCGCCCCAUCGCGCGCAAUACGGCCGCUGAACGACGCGAAAGCGCUGGAAAAGGGCGCGCAGGCCUUCAGCGAGUUCUUCCUCUUCGCCGUCGCUGCGCUGCUGAUCAUCGCGGAGAACUACCGCGGUUCGAGGAAACGCAGGAAGCAGCGGGACGAGACGGAGGAGAAGGUCGAUGUUCUUGCAGAGUGUGUCAAGGUUCUGGUGGAGAGGCUGGAGGAG
Tilletiaria anomala UBC 951 is the source of this 417-nucleotide messenger RNA. RefSeq names its product optic atrophy 3-like protein. Gene Ontology annotation, cellular component: mitochondrion. Lineage: Eukaryota; Fungi; Basidiomycota; Exobasidiomycetes; Georgefischeriales; Tilletiariaceae. The annotation marks the transcript as partial. The transcript is spliced from 3 exons. The record is from RefSeq and is a predicted model, not a curated record. Gene Ontology annotation, biological process: regulation of lipid metabolic process.